This is a messenger RNA of Doryrhamphus excisus (bluestripe pipefish), 1366 nucleotides long. RefSeq names its product paired box 9 (gene pax9). The record is from RefSeq and is a predicted model, not a curated record. Gene Ontology annotation, molecular function: DNA-binding transcription factor activity, RNA polymerase II-specific; RNA polymerase II cis-regulatory region sequence-specific DNA binding. NCBI's taxonomy places the organism in Eukaryota, Metazoa, Chordata, Actinopteri, Syngnathiformes, Syngnathidae. Gene Ontology annotation, biological process: anatomical structure development; regulation of transcription by RNA polymerase II.
UCUGAGCUCUAAAGGAGGCCGUGGUGGUGGCGGCGGAGGUGGUGGCGGAGGUGGCGGCGGCGGGGGGGCGGACUCACUGGUCGGACACGCUGGACGCGGAGCAGGACCCACGCAGCAGGGCCCACCACCAAGCCGACGCCGUGUUCUUGGUCUGUGGCUUCAACGCGAUGGAACCAGCCUUCGGCGAGGUGAACCAGCUGGGCGGCGUCUUCGUCAACGGUCGCCCGCUCCCCAACGCCAUCCGGCUCCGCAUCGUGGAGCUGGCCCAGCUCGGCAUCCGACCGUGCGACAUCAGCCGGCAGCUGCGCGUCUCGCACGGCUGCGUCAGCAAGAUCCUGGCGCGCUACAACGAAACCGGCUCCAUCCUACCGGGCGCCAUCGGGGGCAGCAAACCGCGGGUGACGACGCCCACAGUGGUGAAGCACAUACGGACGUACAAGCAACGCGACCCGGGGAUUUUUGCUUGGGAGAUCCGGGACAGGCUGCUCGCCGACGGCGUCUGCGAUAAAUUCAACCUCCCCUCCGUCAGCUCCAUCAGCAGGAUCCUGCGCAACAAGAUCGGUAAUCUGGCCCAGCAGAGUCCGUACGAGGCCGGGAAGCAGCCUCCGCAUCCGGCUCCGCAGCCCGCUUUGCCUUACAACCACUUGUACUCGUACCCGAGCUCCAAAGUGCCCACUCCCCCUGGCAUGCCCACGCUUCCCGGACACAUGGCCAUGCACCGGAUAUGGCCUUCGUCGCACUCCGUCACAGAUAUUCUGGGGAUCCGGUCCAUCACAGAGCAACAAAACGCGGAGUGGCUAGCCCACAGCGAGCAGCUAUGUCACGGGGCCCAGCAUCCCGGUCUACCGGCCGCCCACCCCAGCGCCAGCCUCCACGGGGUCCAGCGCCACCACGUCGGCCUGUGCGACCGGAGCCACAUGGCCGCAGGGCAGUGGCAGCUGUGACGUCAGUUGUGACGUCAUCCACCAUUGAGGGGGGGGGGGAUUUUUAUUUUCAUGAAGGACUGCAGGAUUUGAAACUUCAUGUCCUUGAAUGCACCAUGGAAUAACUAACCCGGCUUUUGGACACAGGUGGACCCAGAACUCAAUAAUUUCUUGCGCAUGCGCUGAACUCCACGCAUAUCCGCAACGGAAGAGAAGGGAAACCGUGCUUUUUUUUCUAUUAUGGUGCAUUUUUUUUUAAUUUUUAUUUUAAAAAACAAACAUAACGCAGCCCCCCCACCCCCCCACCCCCAUUCUGGUGUUUAAUAUUCUUAUUUAUUACAUGAAAAGGUACGUUGAAUGAAGUGCAAUUAGCCUGUUGACAAAUGUUGCACAAUGAAAUUGAAUGUAUGCUACAUGGAUUAAAUUGUUUGGUUAUUAAUGGA